UGUCUCCUGAAUUGCGCGGCGGCAGCCUCGCGCAGUUCGGUUCAAGAAUCGUUAUUUUUAGCGCCUGGUUCGUGUUGCAGUGUCGGGGUCGCGAGAAGAAGCUUUCUUCCCCAUCUCCGUGCCACAGUUUGAGAGCGGGACUCGCGGGGAGCACGGGAGGGCUGCGCAACGCACUGACUGCGCGGGGAGUUGCGGUUAGACUGUAGAAAGCGAGGGACGCGGAUAACGGACUGACACACAUCUUAUCACAUAUCACGUAUCAUAUCACCGUCCGACACACUCUCGGGUCCACGUUAAACCGCCUGCCCGGAGAUGGCUAGCCCCGCAGCAGGUCGAGAUGUCCCGAAUGCCCCGCCGCGGGACGAGCCGGAACGGUUGGAGCCGAGCCGUCCCGAACCAGCCUGUCAGGAGGCACAGAAAUGGAUAGAGGCUGUAACAGGGAAGAGCUUUGGAGACAAGGACUUCCGCCGUGCACUGGAGAACGGCAUCCUGUUAUGCGAGCUGCUGAGUGCAAUCAAGCCAGGGCUGGUCAAGAAGAUCAACAGGCUACCCACCCCCAUCGCCGGGCUGGACAACCUGUCAGUCUUCCUGCGGGGCUGUGAGGAGUUGGGCCUGAAGGGCUCCCAGCUGUUUGACCCCGGAGACUUGCAAGACACAUCCAUACGAGCUAACCUCAAGGACUCUGACUGCAACCGCAAACUAAAAAAUGUGCUGAACACAGUGUUCUGGCUGGGUAAGGCUGCCAGCGGCUGUGCCUCCUACAGCGGCCCUACUCUCAACCUCAAGGAGUUUGAAGGGCUUCUUGCUCAAAUGAAGAUGGAGAGUGAGGAAGGAGGGGAUAGUCCACACAAGCGCAGCGUUCGAGACAGUGGCUAUGACUGCUGGGACUCUGAGAGGAGUGAGUCUCUCUCUCCACCCCGACACACUCGCGACAACUCCCUAGACAGUCUGGACUCCUUUGGCUCCCGCUCACAGCAUAGCCCUUCUCCCGAUGUGGUGAAUCGAGGCAACAGUGACGGGCGAGGCAGCGACUCGGAGGCUGAUGCCUCCAGCAGGAAGCCAGAUGUGCGGAAGGAUGACAUGCUGGCCAGACGGACUGCCAGCAGUGAUUCAAGAAGCUCCAUUCCCUUUAACCAGUUUCUUCCAAACCGAACCAAUGCCAGUUCCUAUAUCCCGACUCCACGGCGAAAACCACAUACAGAGGAGGGAGAGCAGCGGAGUCACCCUGAAGCCACUCCAGAGCAGGGCAAAAGAACUGGACCACAUCACAAAACUCCUAAGACUGUCACUUGGGCAGCUGAGAAGAACGGGGAAAAACUUAAACAGGAAGAGGAUAAAGUGACCCAGGAAGUGCUGGAUCAGAGGAAGCUGCAGAAGUUGGAGAAGGCAGGGAUUAAAGUUCUGCCUGCUGCCGUUCGCUACAGCAGCCAGGUAGAUGGAGCUGACCUCAAUCCAACUACACCUCCCUCUGCUGAUCUGUCACCCUGGACCACUGAAACCCCUCCCACUCCUGCUGAGCUGGAUGCACGUCUGGCUCAGUAUGAACGCAGAAUAGAGGAAGAGGAUGAGGAGGAAGAGGACAGGAUCCCAGAUCUCCAGAAAGACGACAUGAUGGCGAGGAGGACAGGAAUUUUCCAUAAACAAAGCACUGCCCCAGUGAUUUACAACCGUUUCCUGCCUCUGCCCAACGCCAAACGCAGCACACAAGGGGAGGUCACCACUGAUGCUGCUCCACAGAACAAAGGGGAAGUGCAGGGAGACAGGAGCAAGAAACUGAACGCCAGGAGUUUCUCUCAUAGAGUGGAGCAACAGCAACUACAAGUUCCCAUGGAAACACCUCAACCGCGCCCUGACUCCACUGUGAGCCGAGCAAUGUCUCACAGCGAACGUGAAUAUGAUGAUGAUGAGGACGAGUAUGAUGAAAAUGAGCCCUUGCCUGACCUGGAGAAGGAUGAUAUGAUGGCUCGGAGGACCGGAUCAUUCCAAAAACCGAGUGCAGCCAGAACAAAUCAGCCCAUCAACCAGUUCCUGCCAGUACCUGGAUCAGUUAAAUAUAACAUCGCCCCGGUGUCUGCAAUGAAGCCACUACACAGCAGACCCAAAUUCACUGAGAAGAUGGCUAGUGAAAGCAGCAUCUUGGCAGCAGAACCUCAGGCCCGGUCCUCCAUAACUUCAACCCUCUCCAAGUGUGGGGGGCUGACGGAGAGGCAAGAGGAGGAUGGAAAGCAAGAGGGAGCCAUGACAAUCCCUAACACGUCUGUCACAGGUGUGACUGAGCCCCUCUCCUCUCCAUCACUUACCCCUCCGCCCAGUCCUGCUGCUGCCCAGACUUGUAAAGUGGAGGCAGAGCUGGAAAAGCAAAGUGUGGAGGAAAGAGUUGAGGAAAAGGUGGAGAAGGGAAAGAGGGAUGUGAAUGAGGAAGAACCACAAAAUAAACCGUUCUGGCUGGAUGAUGACGAUCUACCUCCCAUGAUGAGUGUGAGCUUGGGUGACAUGCUUAACGAGGAAGAGGUAGGAUACUUACCGCCGCUGAGCCAAUCACGAUAUGAGCGCAUGCAAGAGCAGUACAACAACUUCUUGGAAGAUGAGGACCACUGGCAAAACGACUUGGUUCGCUGGAAGAAUCGCCGUCGCAGUGCGUCUCAAGAACUGAUCAAGAAAGAGGAAGAGAGGAAGAGGAUGGAGAAAAGGAUGAAGGAGGAGGGAUAUGACAGCAACAAGAGGAAAAGCAUCAAGACCUACAAAGAGAUCGUGGAGGAGAAAGAGCGCAGAGAGGCAGAGUUGUGUCAAGCCUACAGGAAUGCAGCGACUCCAGAAGAGGCCGCCAUAGUUUUACAGCGUUACGCUCUUCGCUUUACCAUCAGUGACGCAACACUGGACAGCCUAAAACUCCCCAGAUCCACUUCAAAACCCAAACAGGACCUAAAUCAGGUGGACAAGGAGCACAAAACUGCAUCAGCUAUUAAUGAGUCUGAAACAUCAGAACCUCUGCACAAACCAGAACCAGCUGUUACAAUGGACCAGAGCCACACAGAACCUGAAGAGAUACACACAGAUACAACUACUCAACAAGAGACAUCAAUUUCUCUCUCCUCUAGCUCCCCAAAACCUGGCAGUCCCCUCGCCCCGGCAACAGACUCAGAAUAUGUGCCACCUCAGUCACUACAACUCCAGGAACCUCAGUCCAAACCGACAGAGUCUCUAACCACACAUCAAGAACAACUGAUGACAGGGGAUGCAAAGCCUCAAACCAAACACACUCCGCCUCAGAUUGCACAAGUGCAGCCUCACACCACGCAGCCUGUACACACACUCCCUUCUCCUCCAUCUGUAUCCCCCAGAGCCGUCCCCCUUCUGGCAGCAAAGCCUUACUGCCAGCCCAGGAACACACAGUCUGGACACAAACUUGUCAAGAUGGACGGGUUGGUGAGAGUGAACGGAGAGGCAACAGAGGAUUUAUCUGUUUCCGCUCCACUUAUGUCUGCUCGGCACUCACCACAGGAGAUCAAAGACUUUCCCCUCACACAGAUGGAGAAAGAUAUUCCCUCCGAGCGGACUGCGACCAAUCAAGAGGCAGCGGAGCAGGCGCCACCUCCACAGACAGAAAAAUGUACCACAUCUUCAGGCUCUGCCAUCAGCUCCCUGAUUGGAGGCAGAAACUGUAUCAUCAAGACAACCAUUGUGACAGAACUCACACAGACUCAUGUGGAGCCACAUCACCCGGAUAUCCAAAGCAAUGGCCAGGUCAAUGGUACUAUGGGAUUAUCUGGGAGACCAGUGGAGGAAAAAAAGUCUCAGCCAGCUACAUCACCAAACAGCAUGCAAGAAUAUUCUCCCACUAUCACAGAGGGACUUGAGGAGAGCAGUGUGACUAUUGAGACCCCCAUGUUGAACUUGGCUAAACGUGUUAAUCACUGGGUCUGGGACCCCAAUGAGGAGCGUAAACGCCUGGAAAUGUGGCAACAGGAGCAGGAGCGCCUCCUACAGGAGCAAUACCAGAGAGAACAGGAGAAGCUGAAGAAGGAGUGGGAGAAAGCACAGCUAGAGGUGCAGGAGGAGGAGAGAAAACACAAUGAAGAGGAAAGAAGGAUUCUAGAGGAGACUGUAAUGCCCCUCAAUCCCACCAGUUUGUUAAACCAGCAGCCGAACCAGACAGGGACAACAUCACCAGCUCCAGACAACAAAGAGACAGAGGGAGGAGACAUUGCUCCCCAGCAAAACAGCCAAAGAAUCUCCACCUUGACGGAGGAUCAGCAUGCUUCGAAGCUGCAUUUCUUCCACGAUUCUGCAUGUGAUGGUGAACCUUCAAAGAAACAGGAACUGCUGAAGACGGCCUCACUGGACCGCAACCCUCAGCUGAACCAGACACAUGUUGUUAAAAGAUCUGAAUCACAUGACGCGGUAACAAGCAAACACCAGUCCUCCCCUUCAUCCCCUCAGCCUCCCUCACCCAGCAGGUGUGUUAGUGGGAAGAGACUAUGUUCUGGUUGUUCUCAACCACUUGGAAAAGGAGCUGCCAUGAUCAUCGAUACACUGGGACUGUUUUUCCACAUACAGUGUUUCAAGUGUGGAUUGUGUAAUAGCCAGCUGGGUGACGCUACUGCAGGGACUGACGUACGGAUUCGUAAUGGACAGCUGAGCUGUCACGAGUGCUAUAUUGCAUCUCGGGGCAGAGGUCAGCCCACAACACUAUGAAGACCUGAAUUCGAACUGGAACUUCCACUGUCAGCGUCAGCGAUUUGGUGGAGAAGAAUUCAAAACCUUGAAUCACAUUCUGGAAAGCCCUGGAAAAUUCUCAGAAUGUCAUCUGAGUUUUGGAAUCACUGGUUUUUUCCUGAAAUGCACAAACAGCUUUAUGGAUGUUACUGAACGCAAAACUGGACUGAGUGACACAACAACACAUAGUACAGUGUGUGCUUCUUAAACACAUGUAUACCUUGCUUUUAAUACGUGUAGCAUGGACGUAAUCAAGAAAUCAGUGUGUCUAAGCCUUUGCACAAACGUACCUAACACAGUCAAGACACUAAAAUAAGGAUCUGUUCUGUCACAAGCUUAACGUGUAACGCUAAAAGCUGAACGCUACUGUCUCAAACACAUCAAAAUCUCCAUUCAUUAACCACCGCUUCUGCACUGAUCAUGUGACUCCACUCUCUGAGUGUGACGUAAAGUGGUUUGGGUUGGAUAACCUGAAGUAGCUUGACCAUUAUAAUGCCUUACUCGUCAUCAUACCUUCUUGUUCAUUUUGGGUUUUGUGUUUACAGUUCUGCAUGAAAGAAGAACAUAUAUAAGUUAUUGUGAGUAUUGCCCAGAUGGAGUAGUGUGACUUUGAUGUAGGUUGUUAUCUUCUCAACAGCUGAACUUUAACUUUCCUCUUGUAUGUAGUAACAUCGUCAUCAUAUUUUGGAAUUUUUUGGGAAUCUGGCUAACUUACAUAAGCCUUUUCUUUAUAAUCAUUCAUUUUACAGGAAUGAGAAUGCAUGUUAUUAAUAAUACUUGUUCUUUGAAUUUUAACUACUUUCCCUUUAAGAUGUUUUAGCCAUUGUUUAUUCCCAUAGACUGACUGCAUCUGAUUCAGUGCCUUAUGUAACGAAUGCGAGGGCGAGUGGAUGUGCAGGAGUAUUUCAAACUCACAUGGACCUCUGGGUCUUGGCACAUUGUGUAUGUGUGUGUGUGGGGGGUGUGUGUGUAUGAAAUUAUGCAUGCAUGUAUGUAUGCAAUGUGUGAUUUGACUUGAAGCACAGUUCCAUACCAGCAAAAAAAAACAUUUUAAAUGGAUCAGCCUUUCCUUACCACCUGCUCUUCCACCCCUUCCCAUGAGCUAAACCAAUGACACAAAGUGAUUUGCUGCUUCUCUGUUAAUUAUUCCUCCAUAUUGUGACACACUCAAAAUGUCCUACAGUGUCUCCUCAUCUGCCUCUAUCAAGUGUUGCCUCCCCAGAGUCUGAGCUGAACCUCUCUGUCCUCGUGUGUCAUUGCCUCGUUCUGGACACCUAACAGUGUCUCCAUCACUUAGAGGAAUAGAGUGUUCAGUUCAUUGUCUUUUUUAGCAAGUGUAUGUUUAUCAAUAAAAUAUUUUAAAUGGGA
This is a messenger RNA of Micropterus dolomieu (smallmouth bass), 6084 nucleotides long. RefSeq names its product LIM and calponin homology domains 1a (gene limch1a). Gene Ontology annotation, cellular component: stress fiber. Gene Ontology annotation, biological process: positive regulation of stress fiber assembly; regulation of focal adhesion assembly. The transcript has 27 exons. Gene Ontology annotation, molecular function: myosin II head/neck binding. The coding region runs from base 313 to 4695 and encodes 1460 amino acids. The record is from RefSeq and is a predicted model, not a curated record. NCBI's taxonomy places the organism in Eukaryota, Metazoa, Chordata, Actinopteri, Centrarchiformes, Centrarchidae.